Penicillium crustosum is the source of this 1887-nucleotide messenger RNA. RefSeq lists its product as uncharacterized. The transcript has 2 exons. Bases 1 to 1887 code for a protein of 628 amino acids. NCBI's taxonomy places the organism in Eukaryota, Fungi, Ascomycota, Eurotiomycetes, Eurotiales, Aspergillaceae. The record is from RefSeq and is a predicted model, not a curated record.
AUGAGAGAUAUCUAUCAGUUUGGUCUCACAUAUACCGAUUCGGAAGGUCCCCGCGGCCGUACUGGCCGGCCUGAGACGCCCUCCUCCUCUGCGAACUCGUCUCGUUCUCGUCGCAGCACCCUCUCCCAGCGUGUCCACUUUGAAGAGCCCGACAUGUGCAACCCGCUGGCAUCUCCUCGUUCUGACGUGACUGUUACUCCAGUCCCGGUGUCUGUGCCUGCCAAAUCGACCAACCCCAAGGUUGGUUUGCCUUCGACGAGUGUUGCAAACAGUAGUGUGCAGUCCCUGGACCAGUUGCCUGCACCUUCACAAGACAAGCGUAACGCGUUCGCCCAACGCAAAGCAAAAGCCUCUGCCCCCUCUGUCCCGCCUGCCCCUUCUGUUCCCUCUUCCCCCCACCCUCUUCGCUCUUCCAUCCGUUCUUCUUCCAUCCCACCUGUUCCUCCUAUCCCUGCCUCGAUCCUGAAAAAUCGACCUGGCAAUCUCGCUGUCCCCCAAAUCAAACCUCGUUCCUCUUCUGCUCCGCCAUCUCCACCCAAGAUGGCUGACAGCUCCAAUGUUCCGGAGGGCAACAACAAGCCACUCCCCUUGUCUCCUUCCAGCAGAUACGACCCUCACACGCCGAGUCCGCGUACACCCAUCUUCAAAAAAGAUGGCCUGCGCCGUCCCAGCCUCAGUCCAAUGGAACGUACGACUGGUGCCAGUUCCACCACUGGCAGUCCUGCCACUCAUCGUUCCAGCUUGACCCUCAAGGAUCUUCCUGAGGCUGUUCGAUGUCUCCAGUACAAAUAUGAGACAGACUUCAAGCGACUCACAAAGAAGAUCGACGAUAUCGAGAAGCUCGAACGGAAAGUUGAUGACUUUGUUACCUUGACUCGAGAAUACGUCCAGGAUCAAAUGGAUGCCCAGUUUGACCGCCAGUCUGAGGUGUCUCUCGAAAUUAUCAACGCGAGAUGUGACGCGACUGAAGCCAAGGAGCAAGUUCACGACCUCAAGGAGCAGGUCAAUGAGAUCAAGGAGCAAAUUCACGAAAUGCGACUUGAAAUCAACGGACACACCUCGACUGUCAAUGACCUGAGCGCCAAAGUCGACAUGUGUCUCACCGGAAUCUAUGACAAUACCGCAGAGCCGUUUGUGGUCUACCAGCGUCGCAAGAACAAGGAGAUCGACGAAGAUAUUCAAGACAUCGGAGAUCAAACUGUCGACCAGGGAGCGAAGAUCGACUACCUGAGACAGCUGGUCAUUCGCACUCAGAUUGCUCUGAGAGUCUUGCAGCACGAGCACGGUCUUGAGAUUUCUGAAGAUGUGGAAAUGAUUCUUCCACCCACCCCUUUGCCUGUACGCGACACCGUUCCACCUACUGGUACCCUGAGAACUCUUGCGUCCUCUGCGUCUGCGGCAAUUCCACCAGCAAAAGCCGCUGCUCCAGCACAGAAUACUCCUACAGCAAAGAGCGCUUCGCAAGCAAAGGCCACUCCGCCAGCAAAUACCAUUCCGCAAGUAAAGGUCACUCCUCCAGGAGUAACUCCGCCAGCAUCAGCCACCGGAUCAGCAACAGCCAGCGGAUCAACAACCAUCACUCCGCCAGGAUCGUCCACCGUGAAGCCGAGUUCCAUCCCACGGCGUAAGAAGAAGAAGAGCUCGAAGAAGUCUUCCAGCGUGUCCUCCGGCUCCACUGUUGCGAACCAGACCGCUACCACCGAGGAAGAGACAGCUCCCCCUGUCCCCCAGGUCCCCCACGGGAUCAUCCUGCCCCUCGAUGCUGCCCGCGACACGCCCAAUAUCCCUCUGGGCCACAUUCACCCACUAUACAGGCCACAGUUCAGUGGGAUGAACGCGGAGGACAUUCCCGCGGCCGCUUCUACCCCCCGGACCGAGGAGCGUUAA